AUGGAAAAGGGAAAUGAAACCAGCGUCUCUGAAUUCCUCCUCCUGGGCUUUUCCGCUUGGCCAGGGCAACAGACUCUCCUCUUUGUACUUUUCCUGUGUCUCUACUUAACUGGGCUGUUGGGGAACUUGCUCAUCUUGCUGGCCAUUGGCUCAGACCAUCACCUCCACACACCCUUGUAUUUCUUCCUUGCCAAUCUGUCCUUGGUAGACCUCUGCCUUCCUUCAGCUACAGUCCCCAAGAUGCUGCUGAACAUCCAAAUGCAGGCUCAGUCCAUCUCCUAUUCUGGUUGCCUGGCUCAGAUGUAUUUCUGUAUGAUGUUUGCCAACAUGGACAAUUUCCUUCUCACAGUGAUGGCAUAUGAUCGCUAUGUGGCCAUAUGUUACCCUUUGCAUUAUACCACCAUUAUGACCCAGCACCUCUGUGCCUCUCUGGUGACUAUUCCCUGGAUCAUUGCCAUAUUGAACCCCCUCUUGCACACUCUUAUGAUGACCCAUCUGCACUUCUGCUCUAACAAUGUCAUCCACCAUUUCUUCUGUGAUAUCAACUCUCUCCUCCCUCUAUCUUGUUCUGACACCAGCCUUAAUCAGUUGAUGGUGCUUGCAGUGGUGGGGCUGGUCUUUGUGGCACCUUCAGGGUGUAUCCUAGCAUCCUAUAUCUGCAUAAUCUCUGCUGUGAUGAAAGUUCCUUCUGUUCAAGGAAAACUCAAGGCUUUCUCCACCUGUGGAUCCCAUCUUGCCUUGGUCAUUCUUUUCUAUGGAACAAUCACAGGGGUCUAUAUGAGCCCCUCAUCCAGUGAUUCAACUGAAAAAGACUCGGUGGCAUCAGUGAUUUUCAUGGUGGUAGCCCCUGUGCUGAAUCCCUUCGUUUACAGUCUAAGGAAUAAUGAACUGAAGGGGGCUUUAAAGAAGGCCCUAGGCCACAGCAAAAUCUUCUCCCAAUGA
Molecule: messenger RNA, 942 nt
Organism: Choloepus didactylus (southern two-toed sloth)
Lineage: Eukaryota; Metazoa; Chordata; Mammalia; Pilosa; Megalonychidae
Product: olfactory receptor 1F12
Exons: 1
Coding region: 1-942 (313 amino acids)
Biological process (GO): G protein-coupled receptor signaling pathway
Cellular component (GO): membrane
Molecular function (GO): G protein-coupled receptor activity; olfactory receptor activity
Source: RefSeq, a predicted model, not a curated record